Amphimedon queenslandica is the source of this 6882-nucleotide messenger RNA. RefSeq names its product arf-GAP with Rho-GAP domain, ANK repeat and PH domain-containing protein 1-like. The record is from RefSeq and is a predicted model, not a curated record. The transcript has 41 exons. The coding region runs from base 186 to 6746 and encodes 2186 amino acids. Gene Ontology annotation, cellular component: cytoplasm. Gene Ontology annotation, molecular function: GTPase activator activity; protein binding; phosphatidylinositol-3,4,5-trisphosphate binding. Gene Ontology annotation, biological process: signal transduction. Lineage: Eukaryota; Metazoa; Porifera; Demospongiae; Haplosclerida; Niphatidae.
UCAUAUCUCUCUCUCUCUCGUGAGCUGUCAAGAGACUAGCUUCUAUUGCAGGAGGCAGGGACUUACUUAUACUCUCACUGGCUGCAGGUGGUGGCUUGGGAAUAACCUGGCCUGUGAUAAUUUGUUUAUUUUUACCUCAUUCUCUCUCUGCCUCUCUCUCUUUCUUCCAGCCAUUUCCUUAAAGAAUGUCAGGAGACUCCUCCUCCUGGUUUGAGAGUUGGUUAAGGGACCUCAGUCUGGAUGAGUACUCUCCAUUACUGAGCCAGCAUAACCUCAAUACACCUUCAGCUCUUAAUGGAGUGACAAGGGAACACCUCAAGGCUAUUGGUAUUACAAAACUAGGUCAUCUCAACAGACUGUUAAAAGCUAUUCAACUUCUUAAAGAUGCUCAAUCAGUAACAGCUCCUAGUCCAGCAGCAGCUACUAACACUGAUGAUGCUAGUACUGGCCCUCCUCCUAAUCCUUCUGAUAAUGGAGCUGCUCCUUUUAGUCAGCCUGUCUCUGUCCAGAGACCUCCUUCAAUGAGUUCCAAUGGUUCCCUACCUACAGCUGGUCCUCAGUCACUAGUGGUGCCCCCUGUACCAAUGAGGAGGUCAGUAAAGAGGAACACUUCAUCAGGAGGGUUGGUGCCUUUGACCACACCCUCUGAUCAGACCACACCUACUAAUCCUAGUCUGUCUCCUAAGCCAAUGAAGAGAACUCGUUCAUUAAUAAAACCAGUUGAAGGAACUGGUCAGACUGGUAUUAAUAAAGGGGCUACGUUACCUGUACAGCGCUCCACUCAAGUGGGUGUGGUCAAAGAGGAACUGGGUGGAGCUAAUAGCGAGCCUAAACCUGACCUUCCUGAAGUACUGUCAAUUGAAGAGUCACCUCCUCUCCCUCCUCCUCCUCUCUCUAACAGCAGAUCAGGAUCUUUGGCACCGGCCCCCAGGGGAGCUAAUCGUUAUGUGAAUAUUGGCCCCCGGGGGACGCAAACAUUACCAAAUAGAGUGAGUGUUAGUUCAAAAGGAGACCUCACUCCUCCUCCUCCCCCUAGACGCUCCUCGUCCAUUAAAGACCAAACUAGAAACUCUAUUAGUUCAAUUCCGCCACAAGAACCAAUAAAAGAAGAAACCACUGAUCAUGUAACCAAUGUACCAACCGAUGUACCACAGUUACCACCUAAGGCCGUACCAUUGUCCCAGUAUCCUCCUUCUCUACAGCCGCAGGUUGAGUCAUGGGAUGAUUUAUUAAAAGGAGAUAUUAGUAAUAAAACCACACCCACCACAACCGAUCCAUCAAUUGAUAUACUAGCAUCUCUCCCUCCGUUAUUAGAAGUGGACAUGUCCCUCCCUCCUCCUCCUCCUCUCUCUGAGUUACCUCCUGAUCCUCCUAUCAGUGCCCCACCCACUACCUCUCCCCCUCCCCUACCCUCUAAUGAUAAUGAUACCAAUACUUCCCCUCCUCCUCCCUUACCCUCUGAUGAUCAUCAUAAUGGUAUAAUUACUGAUACUUCUUCUCUCUCUCCCCCUCCUCCCCUACCCUCUGAUGCUCCGCCCACUUCUCCUCCCCUUUCUCCUGAUCCCCUCCCUCCUGUACCAGCCCAGGCUCCGCCCCCUAUUCCUCGUCGUGUGGUUCAUUCCCUCCCUCCUCCUCCUCCUCCUCCAAUCACUGAUGAUGAUUAUCCUCAAGAAGAGGUUGUCACAGUAACCUCCCCCAUUAGUGAUUCCAGUAUCACUCUUGGUUCAGAUACUCCUGAUUCAGUGGCCACGCCUACCCAGAGACUAAGAAUUGUCCAAUCACCUUUCAUUAAAGACGAUGAUGAAAUUAACAUAGCAUUAUCACCUCAGUCUGGCUGCACCUCCUCCAGCCCCACCCCUCAGUCUGAAGAUGACGAGUAUUUGGAUAUGGAACUAGACGAUCCUUUGGCCCCUCCCCCUUUGUCUUCGCCCACCAGUGAACUGUAUGAACCAAUAGAGACACCGUCUGAAGUAGUGACUAAUGAAGUGGGUAUAGUUAAUGAUAAAGUGGAUGUGGCUAAUAAUGAACCGAUAUCCCAUAAUAUCAAACCAGUUCCUCCUUUACCACCUCGUACAGCUCAAGCUCCUCCCACUCUCCCUCCCCCUCCUCUCCCUCCCUCCUCCUCAGCUGAUGAAUAUGAGCCACUAGAUGAACCACAGGAGCCCAUUCUCCCUGGACCCGAUACUUAUGAGCCAAUGGAGCUGACAGAGACCACACCUCCUACUGCUGGGGAUACUUAUGAACCUUUUGAUCAACCCCCUCCCACUUUACACCAGACUCCUCCCACUAUUGAUCAGGCCCCACCCACUUUACCACCUCGUAUUAGUAAAGUACCUGAUCUUCCUCCUCCUCCUCUCCCUCCUCCAGUGGCCCCGCCUCCUUCCCCGCCCCUCCAGUCUGAUAAUACAUAUGAGUCUAUUGAUACUAAGAGAACUGUUGAGACUCCACCCACUUUACCUCCUCGUCCAGUCUCUGAGGCUCCGCCCCCUAUCGUACCAAUAGCUGAUUCAACUUAUGAAGCUAUAGAUUCUAAACCGUAUGAUAGAGACAUUGAUGUGGGUGGAGCUACUCCGCCCUCUUUACCACCACCUCGUUCAGCUGUGACUCCGCCCACUGCUGUAGUGACCCCACCCAUUGCUGUAGUGACCCCGCCCCCUGGUGGUGAAUAUGAAGCCAUUGAUUUUAAGCCGCUGGACCAAGGUGACCAAGGGCCCAAAAAAGGGCCAGCCCCUCCUCCCCUGCCAGUCCGAUCAGCUAAUACUCAGUUAUCAAGUCCUUCAAGAUUAUCAACUGUUCAUGAAGUGGCAGCAGGUAAUGAAGGGGGCGUGGCUCCAGUAGGUGUGGCUAGUGGUACUUUAACUUAUGAAGUGAUUGAUACUGAUACUCCUCGGAGACUCCCACCACCUCCUGCUCCUCCUCCAUCUUCUACGUAUGAAACCGUCAUUUCAGACACUCCCUCCACCCCUCCCUUUUCAACCACUGCCCCUCCUCUCAAGACAAUGAGCUCCCCUAGUAGAUCCAGUGGUCUCUUUACCCAGUCUUACCCUGAAGGAGGAGGAGGGGCUGAUACUACUGAUGGACUCAGCCCAUUGAGGAGAUUCACUGACAAUAAGAAACCUGCCAGAGGUAAAGGUCAGUUCAUGUCGGUCAAGGAUCUUGCUAAAGAUCUUGAGAAAAAGGAAAUGGAGAAGCAAAUCAAAUCUGCUUUAUCUGAGAGCGACGUUAUAAACAUCAGAGCUGAUGAAACGAUUUCUCCAGCAGCUUCAAGAGCGCUUUCAAUUUUAGGGGUCCCGCCUACUAAAGAAGGAUACUUAUUCAAGAAAGGAGGUAAGAGGAAUGACAAACCCUAUCAAAGGCGCUGGGUUGUGUUUGAUGGUGAAGACUUGAAAUAUUUCAAAGCAAAAGGAGAGAAAGAAUCUGAUGCUCGUAAUAAUGUGAAGUUAUCAGAGAUGAUCGACAUUAAGAGAGUAUCUGAUCCCGACCAUAACUCAAGGUUUGAUCUGGUGGUUAUUAACAGAGUGUUCCAGUUCUAUGCUGAUAAUGAUGACGAGGCACAACUUUGGGUCAGCGUCUUACAUGCUGCAAUCAGCAAAUAUAACCCUCAAGAUGAGCAGUCUUGUAAAGUAGGAGGCAACAUGAACGAACCUGAUAAAGAAGGAUUCAUCAUGAAACAAGGACACGGGAGGUUCGCUGGGUUUAGACAAAGAUAUGUGGCACUGAAAGGAGCUAAGUUUGCUUAUUACGACAGCAAAGAGGAUUUUGUUCAAGGGAAGCCAAUCCAUGUGCUUGAUAUGAGGCUGGCGAUGGUUAAACCUGAAGCAGGUGGAAAGAGCCGAUUUACAAUAACAAUGCCAAACCAGAGAUCAUACAUUUUUCAAGCGUCCAAUGAAGCCAACAGGAUGGAAUGGAUUGAGAAACUGUCCAAUGCCAUAUUGACUGGACUGAACCUGGCACCUGAACAGAAGGAGGGAAAGAAAGGAGUGAGGGCAGCUGAUAUACUGGAAAGGAUACAGAAGAAUCCUUCCAAUAAGAAAUGUGCCGACUGUGGUGAUGAAGAUCCAUCAUGGGGUGUGGUCAAUAGAGGUAUCAUGGUCUGUAUUGAGUGCUCAGGAGUCCAUAGAGCAAUGGGAGUUCAUAUAUCUAAAGUUAGGUCUGUCGAACUGGACACUGAGAUAUGGACCGACACACUUAUCAACUUGAUGGUCACUAUUGGUAAUUAUUCUGCAAACUUGUUUUGGGAGAGACACUUCAAAGGUGAGAGGAUACCGACUGAUUGUCCUAGAGAGAUUCGUGAGUCCUUCAUUCGCUCAAAGUACGAGAGCAAGUCCUGGGUACCUGAUAAUGCACUGGCCGACCAGGAGGAGCUGAAUAUGGCGUUGUGUUCGGCAGUGAUUGAUGAUGACCUGAUGUUAACUACAGAAUUACUUGUUAAAGGAGCUAACCCUUGUUGUAAUGUUAAAGAUAGUUCUGAUCCUGAACUAAACACACCUCUUGCUAUAGCAAGGUCCAAUAGUCAGCCAUUACAAGUUGAACUGUUGGAACAAAAUGGAGCACUAGUUGACAUUAAUAAUGAUUCUUCAAUACAGACCAUUAGUAAAAGAGGGUAUCUACAUAAAACUGGUUCAGAGAGACUCGGCUGGAAGAGAAGAUACUGCACCAUUGACAACUUUAGAGGACUGGAAUACUUCAAGACAGACACAGACCCGGAAAUAUUGGGUAAUAUUGGAGUAAAUGAUAUCCUGGGGGUCUGCCAGUGUGAGGAUGAAGUCAAUGGGCGUGGUCAUUGCUUUGAAGUGAUCACAGCCGCUAGAGCCUAUCUGUUCUCAGCUGAUACUGAUACUGAUAUGAGUGAUUGGAUCAGUGUCGUCAGACAGGUGAUUCCUAAUGAUGCUGGAGACAAACUGGGUUAUGAUAAAAUAGGUUUCUUAAAGAAGAAGUCACUGAAGAACGUGACUUGGCAGAGGCGGUGGUUUGCCCUAAAGGACAGGAAGUUGAGCUACUUCAAGAAAGGACAGGGAGAGGUGACCUCCAUUGACCUGAGGACAGUCACUGAACUCAAGGGACACUCGUCUGACCCUAGCGCUAACCUUGACCAACAGUGCACUGUACAUAUUGUCACUCAUGAGAGGUCGUACACAUUGAGAGCUGAUAAUCCUAAUGAAGCUGACCAGUGGUUACAAGCACUCAAGCAGACUCAGAUGUCAGUCCAAUUGUCAGAGCACCCUGUUAUAUCCAGUGGCAAUAUUCCAAUCAUCGUACACAAGUGUCUUCAGUUUGUUGAGAUAUCAGGACUCAAGACCGAGGGAUUGUAUCGUAAAAGUGGUGAACACUCUAAGAUACGUAAGCUCCUCCUGGCUUUUAAUCAGGACCCAAGGGGUGUGGUCAUUGACGAGGACAGCUACUCAGUUCAUGAUGUAACUGGAACACUCAAACAGUUCUUCAGGACACUACCUGACCCACUGAUGACUCACAAACUGUAUCAACCAUUUCUACAUGCUUCAUCGAUGACAUCAGGUCAUGAGAACCAGAUGUACCAGUUACAGUCUCUGAUUGAUCAGCUGCCUGACGUUAACAGAGAAACACUCAAGAGACUAAUAGGACACUUAUUGAAAGUGAUCCAGCAUGAAUCAGAUAACAAGAUGAGUCAGUCCAAUAUUAUUAGUUUAUUUGGUCCCACUCUCAUGACUGUUGAUGGAGAUGCUGUAUCAUUUGAAGACUCAGGUGCCCAGUAUGCAUGUAUCAAUCACAUGUUGAACUAUUACAAGUGGCUGUUUAACGUCAACGAGGAUGAGGACAAGAAGGAAGAGGCAAUGCAAUCAGCUCUGUUAAAGAUUCAAGCAGCACAGCAACAGCACAAGGAAUCAACAAUGUUAAUGAGUUCAAGCACCAGUUUCCUGAUAUCAAUAUACGUCACUAAUAAAGAGGGUGGGGCUUGUUCUAUGAAGAUUAAUGCUCAGACCACUGCAGCUGAAGUGGUUGAGUUUGUUACUACAACAAAAUGUCUACCAAAGAGGAACUACGCACUGUUCCUGGUACUGGGUGACGCUGAAUCAGAGCGUCCAUUACAUUCACUGGAGCUGGUACUAGCAGUACAGAAACCUGAUUCUUACUUGUGUAUAAAACCUAACACCUUCGCUGAUAAAUUACUGCCUUUCGAUGGUAUUUAUAAAGGACAGACAGUGUCCAUUCAUGUACAGGAGAAGAAGAAGUGGAGGAAGUGUCCCUGUAGAGUUAGGGAUAACAUGUUCCUCAUUUAUAAAGAUGCAAAAGCUCAUAAUGAAUUGGCAAGACUAGCUCUAUCAGAUUUAGAUGUGUUUGUUGGAAUUGAACAAAAGAGGAUUGACGUUCGGAACCCUCUGCCAACUCGAUACCCAUUCUGUCUGCUGGUUCGGUUUGAGGAACAGAACAAGUUCCUCUGUGCUGACUCAGCAGACGAUAGACUCCUCCUCCUGGCUGCCAUCAUAUUUGCUAAAUUUCCCGAUGGUAUUCAAACUCCACUGAUGCCGGUAAAGACCACACCUACUCAUUUCGACAGUAGAAACAGAGGAAUUAGCAUAUUGAAUCCAACGCAGUCUUCUCCUCACACGUCGCCCACUCACGGAAUGAAUUUAUCAGUCAGUUAUAAUCCACAGCCUGUUAUUCCAAGAGGUGUGGUCUCCCCCAGUAAGGUUGGUACUCUAGACCACAGUGUCAUUUCGGAACUUAAAAAGAGGAACAGUUUAAGUCCAGAUCAUCUUCUUAGUUAGCAUUUAUAAUUAUUAUAUUUAUUGAAAUAAUUACUGAUUUUUAAUUUAUUAUUGUUAUUAUUUUAUUGUUGUUUUGAUUUUAAUUUGUUUGUUUGUUGAGGAUAAUGUUCUAUUUUAUUCUAAUCACUUAUUAUGA